This is a messenger RNA of Zophobas morio, 733 nucleotides long. Its product is annotated as N-acetyltransferase 9-like protein. The coding region runs from base 74 to 670 and encodes 198 amino acids. The transcript is spliced from 4 exons. The record is from RefSeq and is a predicted model, not a curated record. Gene Ontology annotation, molecular function: N-acetyltransferase activity. Lineage: Eukaryota; Metazoa; Arthropoda; Insecta; Coleoptera; Tenebrionidae.
CCUGCGAACUGUUAGCUUGUUGUGCGCAUGCGCUCAUGAACUGUCAAAACAGUGAAUUAACCUAACAAUUAAAAUGUUAAUUAAUAAAAACACAACAAUCAUCGGCCAAAAAACUAUUCUAGUGCCUUAUAAAGUGGAACACGUGCAAAAAUACCACAACUGGAUGCAGUCUGAAGAACUUCAAAAACUCACAGCUUCAGAGCCCCUCACGUUAGACGAAGAAUACCAAAUGCAAAAAUCGUGGAUGAUGGACGAAAACAAGUGUACUUUCAUUAUUCUCGAUAAAGACAAAUUUGAAAACACUAGGAACGAAAUCGAAUCCAUGAUCGGGGAUACAAAUUUAUUUUUUGCAAAUGCAGAAGAUCGACUUUGUGCUGAGGCUGAAAUAAUGGUAGCAGAACCUUGGGCUAGAGGCAAAAAGUGCGGUUCAGAAGCGAUGUUUUUGAUGUUUCUCUACGGCGUUGAAACGUUGGGUGUGAAACAGUUCGUUGUGAAGAUAGGGGAUGAUAAUGACAUAAGUAUACACAUGUUUAGGAACUGUGGAUUUGUGGAGGUCAGCCGGAGUAGUGUCUUUAAUGAAAUUACUUUCAGUAAAAUUGUGGAUGGUGAAUGGAUAAUGUGGUUAAAGCAGAAUGUUGGAGGUUAUGAAGUUGUAAGCGAUUUGAAAUAGUCAGAUUUAACACUCCAGAAAUGAAAUGUUUGAAUUACAAACAGUAAACAAAGAUAGUUAUUU